Oryza brachyantha (malo sina) is the source of this 1335-nucleotide messenger RNA. Its product is annotated as probable aquaporin PIP2-3. Gene Ontology annotation, biological process: transmembrane transport. Gene Ontology annotation, cellular component: plasma membrane. The record is from RefSeq and is a predicted model, not a curated record. Gene Ontology annotation, molecular function: water channel activity. Bases 55 to 927 code for a protein of 290 amino acids. The transcript has 3 exons. Lineage: Eukaryota; Viridiplantae; Streptophyta; Magnoliopsida; Poales; Poaceae.
GCGAGCAAAGCACACAGCCGCGUUAGCUUGGUUUUGCCUCGUGCGCGGUCGGAGAUGGCGAAGGACAUUGAAGCGGCGGCGGCGGCAGAGGGCGGGGAGUACACGGCGAAGGACUACGCCGACCCGCCCCCGGCGCCGCUCAUCGACGCGGAGGAGCUGACCAAGUGGUCCCUGUACCGCGCGGCGAUCGCCGAGUUCGUGGCCACGCUCCUCUUCCUCUACGUCACGGUGGCCACCGUCAUCGGGUACAAGCACCAGUCGGACGCCACCGUCAACACCGCCGACGCCGCCUGCAGCGGCGUCGGCAUCCUCGGCAUCGCGUGGGCGUUCGGCGGCAUGAUCUUCAUCCUCGUCUACUGCACCGCCGGCGUGUCGGGCGGCCACAUCAACCCGGCCGUGACGUUCGGGCUGUUCCUGGCGCGCAAGGUGUCGCUGGUGCGCGCGGUGCUGUACAUCGUCGCGCAGAGCCUGGGCGCCAUCUGCGGCGUGGGGCUCGUCAAGGGGUUCCAGAGCGCCUACUACGUGCGCUACGGCGGCGGCGCCAACGAGCUCAGCGACGGGUACUCCAAGGGCACCGGCCUCGCCGCCGAGAUCAUCGGCACCUUCGUGCUCGUCUACACCGUCUUCUCCGCCACCGAUCCCAAGCGCAACGCCCGCGACUCCCACGUCCCCGUGCUUGCUCCUCUUCCAAUUGGGUUCGCGGUGUUCAUGGUUCACUUGGCCACCAUCCCGAUCACCGGCACCGGCAUCAACCCGGCAAGGAGUUUGGGAGCUGCUGUUAUCUACAACCAGCACAAGGCAUGGCAUGACCACUGGAUCUUCUGGGUGGGGCCACUGAUCGGCGCCGCCAUCGCCGCCGCCUACCACCAGUACGUCCUGAGGGCAAGCGCCGCGAAGCUCGGUUCUUCCUCCUCCUUCCGCGGCUAGACCGCCGGCCGCCUCCCGCGGCCGCGGGAUGACCGGAGGGGCACUGAAGUGUAGAUAUAUCACCGGCUAGCUGUUCGAUUGCCGCCUGGCAAAGCUAGCUUAUGCUCGGUUGGUUUAUGGCUUUCUGUGUCGAUCAGCCAGCUAGCUGCUUCAUCUCUUUCAGGUCCUGUCCGUGGAUUGUGCUGGUAACCAGCAUUGGUCUGAGCACUGUAUUUUUCUGAGAUAGGCCGCGUUAAUCAUUUGCUCAAUGUUUCUUCCAGGUGUGCUUUGAUGUCAACUUUGUAUAUGUCAAUAUGUGUGUGUGCGUGUCAGCGUGUACGUAUGCAAGCUCUGCAUGUGUGCAUAUGGUAACAAAAAUUGUAUGCAACUUCUAUUAAAAAAAAGUACCUGCAUGUGUUUCUUCCUGUA